Messenger RNA from Neoarius graeffei (lesser salmon catfish), 4801 nucleotides. Its product is annotated as regulator of microtubule dynamics protein 2. Gene Ontology annotation, cellular component: mitotic spindle pole; cytoplasm; spindle microtubule. Gene Ontology annotation, molecular function: microtubule binding. The coding region runs from base 251 to 1447 and encodes 398 amino acids. NCBI's taxonomy places the organism in Eukaryota, Metazoa, Chordata, Actinopteri, Siluriformes, Ariidae. The record is from RefSeq and is a predicted model, not a curated record. The transcript has 11 exons.
GUGUUUGUAAUCCGUUUUUACCUCUUUGAACGUGUUAUAUUUAUGGUGUAUUUCAGGAAUGGCAAUAUCGAAACAUAUUUCCUUAGCUAAUUAUGAUGUGGCCCUAGUUCUAAUGUCAUUAGAUUAGAUUGUUAGCUGUCUGGUGAGCUGUCUGGUUUUAACAGUAAUAAGGGCAGAGUGGUGUACAGCACAGAUCUCUACUGCUCCUCGGUCAUCUGUAGCGUCGUAUGUUGGGAAAUAAGACACGGGGAUGGCUCAGGAUGGCAAGGUCCUGGCUCUGGGAGUUCUGGCUGGUGCUGCAGGGAUCAGCUUGGCAGCUUUUUGGUACCAGAGCCGGAAAGCCACGGUGGGGGUGGCAGGGACAAGUACCUACUAUCUGUCAAGCAGCAGAAAUGCAGACCAGUUUGGAGGUGGCGUGGCAUUGCAAGCAGGUCAGACGGAGGUGCUGGAUCGGCUCGGGGCUCUGAUUCAGUGUGUGUCAGAGCUAAAAGAGGAGGUGAAGGCCUUGAAGAAUGCUCUUCCACACCUGCAGGACCACAUCAGAGAUGAGUUAUCAGGGCGGAGUCGUAAGGCAAGUCCACUGAAUAGAACUACGCCCAUAAGGAGGAAGAGAGCCAGCGGAGUGGCCAGAGCACAGGGACAGAGUUCAGAGGAAGCAGAAAGCGAAGGAGGAUAUAUCACAGCUUUGACAGACACUGAAGAGGAGGAUGAGAGUGAAGAAGAUCUCAAAGUUGUCGAGCCGCUGGAUGAGCUCACGGUCCUGUUGCAGAGAGCAGAUGGGCUGCAUACUUGUAAUGGAGCUGAAAAGAAAGACGGCUUGUCUGCUCUACUGGAAAGGAAAGACGAGUAUGACCAAACGUGGCAGUACCUGUGGCGGUUAACCAGAGCCUAUGCUGAUGCUCAUGACCUGGCUGCAGACCUUCAAGAGAAGAAGAGAUAUGCUGAAACAGGGAAGCAAAUUGGAGAGCAAGCCAUUUCGGUGAAUCCAAUGUGUGCUGAAAGUCAUCAGUGGUAUGCCAUUCUAUGUGGACUUCUGUCAGACUAUGAAUCUAUCCAGAAUAAGAUAAAGAAUGGCUAUCUCUUCAAGGAUCAUUUGGAUAGAGCCAUUGAGCUGAAGCCACAGGAUCCGUUGUCUUAUUACCUGCUGGGCCGCUGGUGCUAUGCUGUAGCCCAGUGUACAUGGAUUGAGAGGAAAAUUGCUGCUACAUUGUUUGGAGAGCCUCCGAGCGCAACAGUCCAUGAUGCCCUGCAGAACUUCCUUAAGGCAGAGGAGAUCUGUCCAAAGUACUCUAAAUACAACUAUGUGUUUUUAGCAAAGUGCUAUAAAGACUUGGGCCAGAACAACCAAGCCAAGCUGAUGUGUGAUGCUGCAUCUGAUAUGAAAACAAUAACUAAAGAGGACGAGGAAGCACAAAAGGAGCUGGACUCUCUUCUCUUGUCACUUUAGUCAGAAACAGAAUCCACAGACUCUGUCACCUCUACUUUUACGGCACAGUUGUGACGAUGGACUCAAGUUGUGACCAUAUAACUGUUAUUUUGAAUUUCUCUAAUUUUUCUGCUGAAUGUAAAAGACUAGCACAUUAAAUACAACUGAACUUUAAUCAGAAAUAAUGUGCAGCAGGACAUAUGCCACAAACUAUGAGGCAAUAUAUCAUGCUUCAAUUUAUUACAGAUCAAAGUUCACUUGUGACCAUAUGACUGUGAUUUUGGUAUCCUUCCAGCAUUAUGCUGACUGGAGAUGACGCAGUAUUUAAGGACGACUGAACUUUAAUGGAGCAUGAUCUUUUGCCUCAUAGUUUGUUACAUAGGUCAUGUUAACACAAGUCAUGCCUUAAAGGUCUCCUAAAUUAAUAUUACUCCCCAUACGGUUGUGGACAAAUCAUAAAUGUCUUAGCUAGUCCACUGUAAGAGUAAAAGCUCCAGUGUCCUUCCCAGUCCCAGGCUUUUGUGGCCUGGAAAACUGACUAGGCUAAAAAGUGGUAGCUAAUAGCAUAGGAGCUUGUUCGCUAGGUGUGUGUGUGUAUAUAUAAUAUAUAUAUAUUGUGUGUGUAUGUAUGUAUGUAUGUAUAUACACACACACACACACACACACACGUGUGUGUAUAUAUGUGUGUGUGUGUGCAUAUUUUAUAUAUAUACUUAAGGAAAUGAAAGCAUCUAUUAUUAUUAUCCUUUUUCUAAUGUAGCACACCAUGUGUGCACCUUCAACACAAAAAAACAAGUCUAUUAGAUGUGACAUUCUCUCAUGGCAUUCAGUAUAGUAUAGUUUAAUUGGAGUGUGUGGCUCUGAUUCAGAAAAGACUUCCAUUCAUCCAUGCACUAACCUGCAUAGUAAAAACCACCUAGUAAAGAUCAGCUGGAUCACAUCUCUGUCGAUUGUGUGUAAUGCAGCGGGUGGUAGGAUUUUGAUGUAUCCAUUAUAGUUACAGCAUUGAGACUUGUAGCACCACCAUUCAGCACAAACACAGCUACAUACUGAAUGAAACUUUCAUUUUGUGAAAACCCGUAAGGGAUAGGUUUUUUUUUCUUUCUUUCUCUAAAUGUUGAACCCACUUGUCCACCCUACCCAACCAGAGCAAUGUACAACAUACUCAGAGCAGCAGUUGGGGGAUUAGAUGCCUUGGGCACUUCAGCCAUUCCUGCUGGUCCACGGAAUCAAACCAGCGACCUUUUGGUCCCAAAGCUGCUUCUCUAACCAUUAUGCCAUGUUAGACCUGUUUAUGCAUUCUAAGCACAGUACUGCAUUUUAGUCAAUUAUAUUUUGAUAUUCAUGUUUGUACUACAGAGCUACACAUCACCAGUAGAUUAAUAGAACACUAAUACCAUGGCAGGGUACGUUUUCUCGUUCCUCUUUUCUUGACCUUAUGGCCAGUGUUCAGUGUAAUUCAAUGCAGUUCAUUGUAUAUUAGCUUCCACCACCUCUAUUCUUUCUUCUCUAUUUCUGCCCUACAUUUUCACACAGGUCUAAUGGUUCUCACUUUUUUAAUCCUUGAAAGACUAUCAAAUUUAUUUGGGAGUAUAUUAGAUCUGUUUUGCAGAUUUUCAUUUCUUAAUGUGUUUCUCCAUUUGCGCUUAUAUCUGCAUCGCUGUCUCAACAAACUGAUUACUGUGUCAAGAAAAUGCUGAAUUAUCUUAUUCUGGUUUUGUUUUUCUUGUACCAGGAAGGUACUGGUUCACAAUGUUUAUACACAGUAAUAAUUUUAGCUUUGUCUUGUAAAAUAAAUAUUGAAAGGAGCUGAUGCUAUUAUAUUUUAGCCGGUUUCACUUGGGGGUGAAGGGAAUUGUUUUUCCAAAGGUUUUUUUGUUCAUUCUGCGUAUAAUGUUCAAUGCUUUUUAAAAAAUAUAUAUAAAACUGUACAUAAUGUGCAUACAAUCAUUCUUGAGGGGGACAUUAAUCAUAAUCGUAAAAUAUGACAUCUGUAAAACUUUUGGACAUUGAUGAAAUUCUGCUGUUCUUGAUCUGGAGACUCUUUUGUAUCUAAAUAAUGAAGGACAUCAUAUAUGGUCCCAGUUUUGAGUAUAGGCUGUAUGUAUAAGUGUUAACAUAAAUAUGAUGAUGUAGAAAAGCUCCUGUAUGUAUGCCUAAUUAAAACUGACUCUUUACAGCUAAUCAGUUCCACUAAAAGUGCAGAUGAGAGAAGAAUUGUUGGCAGGCCUCUGUCAGAAACCAAAAGCCACAUACACUUAUUCCACACAAUAAAUUUGCUACUUUUACAGAACAAUUAAGCACUGAUGAGAAUUACUGUUUGCUUUAGUACAACAUUUAUUGCAUUCCAUUAUCAAGUGUAGUGAAAUAGAACCAAUAAUAGAAUAUUAAUAAUUGAACAUUUUUAGAAUAAAUAUUUUGAAUUAAAAAUUUUUAAAAUCAUUUCUCCUCAAACAUUGUCACAGCUUCUGUUUUGGGAACUGGAUAUUAAAAUGUAUUGCUUAGUGCACAUGAAAUUUGUGUGAGAAUCCUUUUAAUUUUUUUUUCCCGUUUUUGUAUAUUUUUCAGUUUUACCAAAGAAAGGGAGGAGUGUGUGAGUAUCAUGUGAUAACAUGGGAAUGGGAGGUAGUUUUCUUUCUUUUGUUUUUCUUUUAUUCAUUUGUUAAGUGUGUGUCUUGUAGUCCAGCAACAGCAAUGUAUAUUUAAUUGUAGAUUAUUCUAUAUGAACUCUGGAAUAUAUUUGUAAAAUGUGAACCAGUGGCAGCCCAUGUUGUUGAGUUAAAAAUUGCACACCAUAAUUGUACGUACGUACACACACACACACACACACACAUAAAUAAAUGGAAAAAAAAAUUAUUUUUAUAUAUAUAUAUAUAUAUAUAUAUAUAUAUAUAUAUAUAUAUAUAUAUAUAUAUAUAUAUACACACACUACAUAUUGCUAGGGUGGCAUGGUGGUGUAGUGGUUAGCACUGUUGCCUCACAGCAAGAAGGUCUGGGUUCGAGCCCCAUGGCUGGCGAGGGCCUUUCUGUGAGGAGUUUGCAUGUUCUCCCCGUGUCUGCAUGGGUUUCCUCCGGGUGCUCCGGUUUCCUCCACAGUCUCAAGACAUGCAGGUUAGGCUAAUUGAUGGCUCUAAAUUGACCAUGGGUGUGAAUGGUUGUUUGUCUCUAUGUGCCAGCCCUGCGAUGACUUGUCCAGGGUGUACACCGCCUCCCACCCAUAGUCAGCUGGGAUAGGCUCCAGCUUGCCUGUGACCCUGCACAGAAUAAGCAGCUACAGAUAAUGGAUGGAUAUUGCUAUAUUACAGUGUUAUUAAUUGCAUUGAACUAUAUGAAUGUAAUGUGAGUUGGAUGAAUAAAUUGUUAGAUUGUAUUUGA